ACCUCUUCCCUCCCCACCGCCCCUCGGCUCGUCUUCCUCCCCCAUCCCCUAGACUCUCCCCUCCCAGCCCUCGCGCUCUCGCUCGCCCUCAGCGCGUCCCCCGCCAUGACGGAGGCGGGUGCCGGUGCCGUUGCCGCCGCCGCCGUCGUCGCAGGGGGGGAGUCGGGUUCCCAGAAAGUAGCUUGAUGAGUGUCCAAAGUAGCAGUGGAAGUUUGGAGGGGCCGCCAUCUUGGUCCCAGCUCUCCACGUCUCCAACCCCGGGCUCGGCGGCGGCGGCCAGGUCCCUGCUGAAUCACACGCCGCCAUCCGGGAGGCCCAGGGAAGGUGCAAUGGAUGAGCUUCACAGUCUGGAUCCAAGAAGGCAAGAGUUACUGGAAGCUCGAUUUACUGGAGUUGCAAGUGGAAGCACUGGGAGCACUGGUAGUUGCAGUGUUGGAGCUAAAGCCUCAACAAAUAAUGAAAGCUCUAAUCACAGUUUUGGAAGCUUGGGAUCUUUAAGUGACAAAGAAUCAGAGAGACAACUGGCAGGCAGCUGAAAGGACCGUGCCAGUGACGGGACUUUAUCUGCACUAGGUUCCCUUGAGACACCAGAGAAGAAACAAUCAGAAUCAUCCAGGGGAAGAAAGAGAAAAGCAGAAAACCAGAACGAAAGUAGUCAGG
Molecule: messenger RNA, 660 nt
Organism: Octodon degus (degu)
Lineage: Eukaryota; Metazoa; Chordata; Mammalia; Rodentia; Octodontidae
Product: serine/threonine-protein kinase tousled-like 1
Exons: 5
Coding region: 186-536 (116 amino acids)
Source: RefSeq, a predicted model, not a curated record